AGCGUGGUGAAUGCAUUGAGUCACAGAGACAUGGCAAGAGCUCAUACAGAUAUCAGGAUGGCACUGAUGGGAAGUGUUGGGUCAGGAAAAAGCUCAACAGGAAACACUAUCCUGGGCAGAAAUGCAUUUAUAGAAAUGUUUGCUCCACAAGCAGUCACUCGAACGUGCCGCAGAGAAACAGCAAGAGUGCGUAGAAGAAACAUCUCCGUGAUCGACACUGCAGGACUGUUUAAUUCAACAAUGCAUGAAAUGCAACUGAAUGAUGAAAUGGAGAAAUUUGCUCGCCUGUCAUUUCCUGGUCUUCACGUGUUUCUGCUAGUCAUCAGACUGGAUGUGAGAAUCACAGAUGAAGAGAAGAAUAUUGUGAAAUGGAUUAGAAGCAACUUUGGAGAAGAUGCUGCACGUUACACCUUCAUCCUCUUCACGCAUGAUGACCAACUGAACGGUAGACCUUUGGAUGACUUUAUCAGAGACAGUCCUGAUCUCCAGUCCCUCAUUAACAGUUGUGAUGGCAGAUAUCAUUCAUUCAACAAUAUAAACAGGGAAAACCAAGAGCAAGUCACCAUGCUGCUAGAGAAGAUAGAUCAAAUGAUGGAGAGAAAUAUGACACACCAUCCCACUCCAGAGAGAUUUAAUACAAUCCAGGAACGCAUUCGAAGAUUGGAAAUUGGAGCAUGUGUGGGAAUAAUAGGAGCAACUGCAUUAAUUGCAUUAAUUUUAGCUGCAAAAAUGGAGCAACCAUAG
Molecule: messenger RNA, 744 nt
Organism: Sinocyclocheilus grahami
Lineage: Eukaryota; Metazoa; Chordata; Actinopteri; Cypriniformes; Cyprinidae
Product: GTPase IMAP family member 2-like
Exons: 2
Coding region: 31-744 (237 amino acids)
Molecular function (GO): GTP binding
Source: RefSeq, a predicted model, not a curated record